Molecule: messenger RNA, 3766 nt
Organism: Oryzias melastigma (Indian medaka)
Lineage: Eukaryota; Metazoa; Chordata; Actinopteri; Beloniformes; Adrianichthyidae
Gene: clec14a
Product: C-type lectin domain containing 14A
Exons: 2
Coding region: 172-1350 (392 amino acids)
Biological process (GO): positive regulation of axonogenesis
Cellular component (GO): cytoplasm
Molecular function (GO): calcium ion binding
Source: RefSeq, a predicted model, not a curated record
GGACGGAGGGUGAGGCCAGCAUCUGCGAGCAGAGCUGCUAUCGCGGAGUCACUGCGAGGGGACGACGGCCAAAGAACCGAAAAUAAGACAAGACUUUAAAAUCUGGAGAACAAAGGAGGAAGCCGGAGCCACCAGAGCCGAGUGACCUCACAGGGGGCGGAGCUUGGAGAGAUGCCGUUUGUGCUCUUUUUCUGGUGGACGUCCGUGUGGACGCUGGUCUUAGUUGCUUGGUUGCUUCCAGAAGCCUCGGCUGCCCCGUCCUCGGGCGCACAGUUUACCCUCAGCAGCUUCCAAGCUUCCUUCGACCAGGCCGUAGAGGCGUGCUCCCCUGGCGUCCUGGCCAGCCUCACCAACAAGCAGGACGUCCAGCGAAUCACAGAGCUCCUCAAAAGUUCAGCUGAGAAGACGUUCUGGAUCGGGUUGAAGAAGAAUAAAAACGAUUGUGUUACUCAGACGCACGCCCUGCGAGGAUUCCGGUGGGUGGAGGACAACAGUCAGGUCACACAGGUGAGGAGGUGGGUGAAAGAGCCGAAGCUGACCUGCAUCGAGGCCCGCUGCGGCGCCCUCACCCAUGAGUUUGUGCGGUCUGAUGUGCAGCUGGGUCUGCUUUCUGACUCCUGCAAAGCCAAGAACCACUUCAUCUGCAAGCAGAAAGACAGACCAACAGGCGGUACGCCCACCACCACACCUGUAACAACAGAACCAGAACCAACGACACCUCAAACCAGACCUGGAACUAUAAAACCCAGCACAGCUGCACUGCAACCGAGCCCAAGUCCCAAGUCUGAAUCAGAUCCGUGUCACCUUCCUCAAAUCCCCAACCGCUCGUUCAAAAUGUCCUCGCUAAACAGCCUCACGAUCCAGCUGGAGUGCUGGUCGGACAUCACCGUGGACCUUCGGUGCCACGGCCAGCCCCUGAUGUGGCGAGUCCUCGACGGGUCCCCAGCCGACUUCAGCAUCCUCUGCCAGCCGUGUGAGGCCGGGUUCCGGAAGGACGACUUAGGACGUUGCGUGGACAUCGACGAGUGCGGCGUCGGCGCGCCAUGCCAACACACGUGCAUCAACACGCCGGGCUCGUACAGGUGCGUCUGUGCCAACGGCACCCAAGCGGAUGGCGCCACAUGUGGAGACGCCGACCAGAACAACAACAAGCUGUCCGGGCUGUUGGUUCCGGUGCUGGUCGGCACGGCAGCACUCAUCCUGCUGGUGGUGGUGGUGGUGGUGACGGUGAAGUGCUGCAUGAUGAGGAGGUCCAGGAAACGGGCCAAAGCGGAAGCUGAGAAGAUGAGGAUGAGGAGCAGCAACGGCAGGGAUUCCUUUGCAACAGCCAAUGAGAAAGAAGCAAGAUGAAGGGGGCGGAGUCUGUUUCCAUUUAUAUUACCAAGAAAAACUGAACAGACCGGAGAAGAUGAGCUGUGAAUGUGGGUGUGAAGGAUGACUUAUUGACCCGGUCUGGUUGAUGUGUCACCUCUCCACCAUUAACUUGAGACUUUUUGCCCUGCGUACUGUCUGACAGGCUGUUCCAAUCAGAAACAGGUUUCCCUUAUAAUUAGAAAUUAUUAGUUCAAACAAGGAGCGUUGUAGGAAGUUACUUUUACCUAAGUAUUUUUUUAACCUACUCCUUAAGAGUAGGCUCUGAUUUUAUUCCACUGUUUGUCUUUUUUUAAUAAAGUAUCUUUAUUUAUAAACAUAUGAGUUGCAUAAUUUUAACUUUUCUGUUAAUUUUUCCUCAUAAAUUUACUCAAAAUCACUAUUUAUAAGCUCAAUCAAACUGGAUUAAAUCCAGGUUUUUAUUAUUCGAUAUACAGACUCAUAUACUCACCUGUUUUACCUGAGAGGGCCCUCACAUUUCCACAUAAGCCCCCCCCCCCUUGAGUCGUCCUCUGGUACAGAAGCAGGAAAUGAUGCGUGCUCACAGGCUGCGUUUCCUGUUUAGUGAAAGACGGCAGAUGCAAAAACUGCAGUUAUUUACGGAGUGAGGAAGCUGGAAUAAUGCGUUUCUGCCCCAACGGCGGCGUUUGAAGGCUGAGAGCCGAACGCAGCAUCACUUCUCACUGAGAAGGAACAACAGAGAAAGGUCGUGACCUUUGACCUUUAUCGUUCAUUCAGAUGAAUCCUCGUCCUGCUGAUGGAGGAUUUUCUAUGAUCCUCCUUAAAGAAAACGUGUCUGUUACCUUCACAAAAGAGAUUUUUUUUAUAUUUGAUUUGAUCAUGUUUUUACUUAUUUGAAAAAGUUUUCCUCUUCAUUUAAAAUAAUUUUUCCAUAAAAUUGUACAAAGUACUUUAUGUAGAAUGUAUUUUAUUUGAUUUUUAUGAUGGUUUACUUACUUUAAUCAGAUGAUUCAUUUUUUGGGGUCAAAGAUUUCUGCAGUUUCCUGCAGAACAGUAGAUCAGUUCUUGUUUUGUGUUUUUUUUUUUACUUUUCUUUUAGUUUUUGUUUGUCCAGUUGGUGGAUUAGAGUGUCGUUUUUUACUCAUCUUUCGCUACUUUUUGUACAUUUCUUUACAGUAGAAUGUAUUUGUCUGAAAUUGCUUUGGAAAUAAAUAUUAAUUUUUACUUUAUUAUUUUUUUAAGCUGCUUUUUUUCAACUUUUUGACCUUCCGUCUGACAUUUUUUUUAAUUGAUUUUAGCAGUUGGUUCUGCAGCUCAACUUUCUCUUCAAUCUUUUCUUGGUGGUUCGAUCCCGACCUCUUGUUCUCCUCUGGUUCUGAGUCCAUCUCCAUCCCCGUCCUCUUGCUUCUAUUUUUUUUAGAAAGGUGUAAUUCCCAGAAUGAGCAGCAGGGGGAGCCAGAGGAGCUGUCAUGGAGCGGUGAGUCUCCUGGCAUCGGUCCAGCUGCCAGGAAAAAGGUGGUGGUGGUGGGGGAUCAGAAACAGGAUUUCUUUGAUCCUGGAUCAGAUCUGGAGGAUCUUUUACAUCUCUGUGCUGCAUCCACCAACGAUGAUGAAGAAGAACCGGAUCAGAACCGAUGGACCAUGGAGGUGUUUGAUGUCCAGUGAAGGUACCAGUUCUUCCCGCAGAACCAUGUGGUUCUGGUUGUUCUGGUCUCAAAUUGAAGUUUGUUUCUGUCGCUCUAAAGCGGUUUCCAUCAUGAGCGGGAGGAAGGCCCGGUCCAAACAGAGGGGAACCUCGUGGACCCUGAUGAAAGUCUGGACCCCACGGUGACAGCUGAGCGAGUACGAGUGUGUGGUUACUUCAGGUGAGCAGUGAUGUCAGAGGUCACAUGAUGAGCUUGUCAGCUGCUCGCCGACCUUUUGACCCGAAAGUGAACCGGUUCUGCAGGAAGCCGAGGAGCUAUUAUUAAAGCUCUGACUCAUGAUCAGAACACAACCUGAACCCGAACACACCUUAACCCCCCCGUGACCCUCAUCACAUCCAGGUUCAGGUCCAGGUCCUGUCCCCGCCGCCGUCGGGUCCUGGAGUCUUCCAGUCUCUGCUGUGACAUCAUAAUUACCGUGGAGCGCCAUCCUGAGUGACGGCUGCAGGAUUUACGGUCCUGAGUCACACCGAAACCCGGACCGGAUCCAUCAACCAGGUCUGACGCAGUCCAGGAAGUGUGGGGGGUGGGGUGGGGGCGGGGCCUGAACACUAAAAUACAAGUUCUGGAUCCAAAACACUGGAAUCAAAACCACCUCCUUCCAACGUUUGUCUGGAGCCAAAAACACUUUCAGGGGGAAAGAGACCAGUUCUUCCCAUCAGAACUCUUGAACCGGGUCUCAGAACCAUCCAUGAAGAACCAGAGAACUCUCAAAAAACAAACAAAAAAAA